AUGGAAAGUGCAUUUUGUAGCAGAUAUAGAAAGUUUACGGAGUAUAUAAGCAGAGAAACCAGUGAGAAGGGAAGUAAUCAAAAGGAACAUGCGUUCAAUUCAAUUUGGUCAGUAAGCCCAAAUAAUUUGGAGUUUUUCAAAAAUUGUAAAUUGAAUCCAAAAAAAACCAAAUUUGAUUCAAAAGACUCAGAAGAAUGUAGUACAAUAUAUUUUGAACUUAAAAAUACACACCAUCCUCAAAUUCCGCACUUGAAAUGUAAUGUAUUUAUUUAUAAGUUGGGAUUAUUUAGACUUCAAAUUGACGAUACAGGCACUGGAUUAUCAGAUUAUAAAAGAUAUAAAGUUGGAAAAGAAGUCAUUUUUAAAGACAACUUGGUGAAAAAGUAUUUAGUAAGUAAAGAAAGCUCAGAUGUGAAUAUUGAUGAAAGCGAAAACCGAAUAACAAUAACUUUGGUUAAUGAGAAUGAUGAAUGUAAAUAUACUUUUGUAAUGUACUUUAAACCUUUCAAAAUUGAAACUUUUCUUUGUGAUAAAAAAAUAGCUACAGUUAAUGGUAAUCAGUUUUUUAAUUUUGAGAGAAGUGGAAGAACAUAUCGAAGAAAUAAUAAUUUAAAUGCUAAGUUUACUCAAAAAUCAUAUAAAAUUAGUAUUAAGGAUUUAGUUCAAGAAAAAAAUCAAAGAAAUGUAAUAUUUAAAUGGUUAAAAAGUCAUUACAAUGCAAUAAGAGAUAUUAUUAAAUUAUUUAAUUACAAUAAAACUAUUUCAGAAAUUGUUGAUUCCGUUGAUAUUUAUCCGAAAGGUAUUUGGUCUGAGUUAUUUAAUAAUUUCAUUGAUUUCAAUCAAAAUGGUCCAAUUGCAAUAGGAACAGAUAUUCAAAUACAUUCUUGCAAUGACACUUAUGGGUUGGCAGAAAAAACUGCUUCAUUAAAUUUACAAGAUUUUGAUGAACCUUACAGGUUUUACAAUGUUGAUAAUUUUAAAUACGAACUUAAUUCAACUGAUCCAUUGUACGGUUCUUCUCCAAACUUAAUUUCCUUGAGUGACUUUUACUUUGAAAAUAAAAAAAAGGUUAUAUUUUCAAAUAUAUUAUGGUUAAACCCUUCUGAUACAUAUGUAAAACUAAAUAAAAUAAGAAAUGAUCAUUCAGAAAAGUAUUUAGAUACAUGGUGGGUUUCUGAAACAGGAGUCUUGGAUUUGGUUAUUAUGGUUUCAACAAGAUUGGAGCAAUUGUAUUAUAAUUUGGGAAUUAUUACUGGAUUUCCAUAUUUCGCUCCAAGAUUUUCUUUGGGAUACCACUAUAGUAAAUGGGAACAUACAAGUGAAGAAAGAGUUUAUAAUAUUCAAAAUUUACUAAAGAAAAAUGAUAUACCAUAUGAUAGUAUUUGGUUGGAUAUUGAACAUACAUUUAAUAAACAAUAUUUUACAUGGAAUAAAACAGCUUUUCCAAAUAUGAACGAAAUGAUUAAAAACCUAGAUAAAGAUAAUAAGUAUUUGGUCGUCAUUUCAGAUCCGCAUAUUAGCAUUAACAAAAGUUAUAGUAUGUACUCAUCUUUUGAGAAAUUAAAGUACUGUGGUAAAGGAUUUUACAAGAUUUCUGUUAAUUAUAAAAAAAUGUUAAAAUAUUUAUUUAUUACUAAAAUUAUUCCAAAAAUUCAUUUAAGAAUAAAUUGUAAAAUAGAAUUAAUCAUUCAUAAAGAUAAUAUAAGUAAUUCAAAACUUGUUGCUAAAACAAUUAAUUCACCUUGGGUUAAAAUACCAAAUUAUAAUAAUGAAAUUAAUGAUUUCGUUGGUAAAUGCUGGCCAGGAUCAUCCAAAUAUUUGAAUUUUUUUUCAAAUGAAGUUGGAAAUUACUAUUCUAGAUAUUUUGAAAAAAUGUAUAAAAUGCACAAAAAUUUGGGUUAUUGGUUAGAUAUGAAUGAACCAUCAGUAUUUGAAUUGCCAGAGUUAUCUUUCCCAAAACAAGUUGAAUUUGGGAAUGAUGGUUUAGAUAAUAGAAAAGUACACUCAUUAUAUUCAUUUAAUCAUGCUAGAUAUGCUUUUAAUGGUUUAGUAAGAAAAUUUCAAGGACAAAGACGUCCAUUUUUAUUAACAAGAUCAUUUUGGAUAGGAUCACACAGAUAUUCAAAUAUUUGGACGGGGGAUACCGAAUCAAAUUGGAAUUAUUAUUAUUAUACAAUAAUUACGAAUCUCAGAAAUGCAAUAUGUGGGUUUUCAUUGACAGGAUCUGAUGUUGGUGGAUAUGAAAGUUUUAAUGACGAUGUUUAUUUAUUGAUUAGAUGGUAUCAAUUAGGUAUUUGGUUUCCAUUCUACAGAAGCCAUUCUUCAAUUAAUACAUUAAGUAGAGAUUAUAUUUUUUCAUAUCCAAUAAUAAAAAAAUAUAUUAAAUUAAGAUAUUCAUUGAUUCCAUAUUGGUAUACAUUAUUAGCAAAAUAUUCAUUUUAUAGUAUUCCAAUGAUAAAGCCACUUUUUUGGUUAAAUCCAACUGAUUAUAAUUUAAGAUCAAUAGAUAAUAGUUUUUUGGUUGGAGAUUCAUUUAUGAUCAAAUCUAUUGAAAAAGGUCUUCAUUCAUUAUUAAUAUUACAUUAUUAUCUAUGUAAUUUUAAUUAUGCAAAUAAAAUCUUAAAUCAUAAUAAAGAUUAUUUAUAUAAAAUAUGGUAUAGUGUAUAUGGUAAAACAAUAUAUAUUGAUACAAAAGAACAGUAUUAUUAUAAUAAUAAUAUUAAUAAUACUCCAGAUUUUGUUAAAGGAGGAAGUAUUAUACCAUUUUCAUCAGAAUCAAGUUUAUUAUCUAGUAAAGAACAGUUAAAAUAUCCAAUAAAAUUAGUGAUAUAUUUAACUGGUGAAUUAUUAAAUAGUAAUAAAUUAAAAAAUCAAAUAUUAUUUCCAGAAAUGAAAUAUUAUAAUUAUACAAAUGAAAAUUAUUAUAAUGAUUAUAUGAUUGAUAUAUUGACAUUACAUUCAGAAGGAAGCAUAUAUUUAGAUGAUGGUGAAACAUAUUCAUAUUUAAAUAAUGAAUAUAUUUUUGAUGAUAUAAUAUUUACUUUAAGUUGUAAUAAUUAUGUUUUUAAUAACACUAAUGAAGAUUUGGGUUACACUCCAAAUAUAAUAGAUAAUGUAUUGGAGAAGAAUUUAUUAAAAUCAACAUUUAAUGAAAAAUAUCAAAGAGAUAAAUUAAGAUUAUUUAAAGAGAAUUUUGGUUAUGAAAUAUAUAUUAAACAAAGAAAUGAUAAAUUAAUGUACAAAAUGAAUAAUAAUAACGAUAAUUAUUAUAAUCACCAUAUAUUAUCAUUAUUAGAAGAGGACAUAGGGGAUUUAAUUAUAAAUAAUAAUAAUAAUAAUAAUAAUAAUAAUAAUAUUCAAGAUAAAAAUGUGAAUAAAUAUAAUAAACAAAUUAGUUUAAUACAAAUUAAUGGUUUAAUAAUAAAACCAAAAAAAAUAUUAUUAGUCAAGAGAAAAAAUAAUAAUUCAUUAGUUUUUCAGAGAUUAAAAUAUAAAUUAAUUAAAAGUAAAUAUUUUGGAAACAAUCAUUUAAUUAAAGGAAACUUGUAUUCAAUUGAAAUAAAUCUUGAUAAUAAUGAUGUAAAUUUUGGUAAUUAUAAUUGGAGAAUAAAAAUAAUAUUAUAA
Cryptosporidium ubiquitum is the source of this 3624-nucleotide messenger RNA. RefSeq names its product secreted alpha glucosidase-like family protein. Lineage: Eukaryota; Apicomplexa; Conoidasida; Eucoccidiorida; Cryptosporidiidae. The coding region runs from base 1 to 3624 and encodes 1207 amino acids. Gene Ontology annotation, molecular function: alpha-glucosidase activity. The record is from RefSeq and is a predicted model, not a curated record. The transcript has a single exon. Gene Ontology annotation, biological process: carbohydrate metabolic process; N-glycan processing.